AUGGCAAAUAGUAGUGAUGAAGAACAACCAACAACUCCAUCACCUCAUUAUGAUAAUGAUGUGAAUGACGAUGAAUGCCAUCCAAACUCUGAUGCGGCAGCGGCCGAUGAAGCCCAACAUGAGGGUGAAGAACCUGAUGCUAUUCCAAAUCCCACGGUGGAAAGGGGGCCUUUCAUUCUUUGCGAGGUAAACAGGAACAGAGUAUGCAUUCCACUAAAAGUUAGGUUAUAUCAAGCAGCUUUAAAGGGUGAUUGGAAGACAGCCAAAUCCAUAUUUGACAUAGAUUCAUCAGCUAUUACUAUGAAGAUUACUGAUGCUGAUGAAACUGCUCUUCAUAUUGCUGCUGCUGCAAAGCAUAUUCAUUUUGUUGAAAAUUUGGUCGAUCUUACCUCUUCCUCUGCUUUAGCUGCUACAAGUGGAGAGGGAUACACUGCCCUUGCUUUUGCAGCUGCAUCAGGAGUUGUGAGAAUGGCUAAAGUAAUGGUUGACAAGAAUUCCCAUCUUCCAAAUCUUCAUGAUCUUUAUAUACCAACCCCUGUUUUAAUGGCGGUAGCUUACGAACGCAAAGACAUGGCUUCUUUCCUUUUCUCCAACACUAAUUUUGAAGCUCUGCUUCCUUCUGAGCAGAUUAAGCUUCUGAUUGCUACCAUUUCCUCUGACUAUUACGAUAUGGCAUUGGAGAUUCUGAAAAAGAAACCUGAAUUAGCAAGGGAGCGACUCCAAAAUGGCGAGACAGCUUUACACGUGCUUGCUAGAAAACCAUCGAUGAUUGGUAGCAACACGGAGCUUAGCUUUUGGAAAACAUCCAUAAACUCUCGCUUUCCCAAAAUUUACCACACAGCUCUGAUGCAGACAUUAGCCCAUCAAAUCGUGGAACGUCUAUGGAAUUUUGUUCUCGGGAAAUCUACAAUGCUAGAGCUACAUGAGUUUAUAAAACAUCCCACAAGGUUAUUGCACGAUGCUGCAAGAGUUGGAAAUGUUGAGUUCUUGAUAAUACUCAUUCGCUCAUAUCCUAAUUUGCUAUGGAAAUGUGAGGAUGAAGGCAAAAGCAUAUUUCAUGUAGCAGUUGAAAAUCGACAAGAAAGUGUGUUCAAUUUAAUAUAUGAGCUCGGAGGCCUCAAGGAUUUUCUUGCCAACUUUCACGAUAAACAAAAAAAUUUUAACAUGCUACACUUUGCUGGAUUACUAGCAACUCCAAAUCACUUGACCAAAGUUUCAGGAGCAGCUUUACAAAUGCAACGUGAGCUUUUAUGGUUCAAGGAAGUAGAGAAACUCGUACUAUCAUCUCAUCUUCAAAUGAAAUGUGAUCCGAAUCUAGAACUUUUCGAGGUGACAAUAACAAAAGGCCGAGUUGAUAAACUAACACCUCGCGAGCUCUUUACAAAAGAACACGAACAACUACAAAAACAAGGCGAGGAAUGGAUGAAAACUACGGAGAACUCAUGCAUGCUAGUGGCGACGCUAAUUGCGACGGUAGUUUUCGCAGCAGCGUUCACAGUUCCAGGAGGAAACGAUGACAAGGAAGGGAUUCCUAUAUUUUGGCAGAAUAAAGUGUUUACAGUAUUUGUAAUAUCCGAUGUUGCAGCUCUUGUGUUGUCUACAACUUCUAUACUCACGUUCCUAUCAAUCUUGACGUCACGGUAUGCAGAAGAAGAUUUCUUAGUGUCGUUGCCGAGCAAGCUAUUGUUUGGGCUAUUGACGCUAUUCGUUUCUAUUGCAUGCAUGGUGGUGGCUUUCGGUGCAGCCUUCUUUAUUGCAUAUGAUAAAACAAAGACCAAGAUUCCACGGGCCAUUGGAACAGCAGCGAUCCUUCCACUUGGGUGUUUUUGUCUGUGUCACUCUAAACUUGUAGUGGACAUACUGCGAUCAACUUAUUGGUCUAUAUUCUCUUUCGGGUACCCUAAGAAAAGGUUAUUUUAGUGUAUAAUUUUGCUUGGGCUUUGUCAAAUGUUAGGCGAGGUUCUUCCUCAAUUCAACUUGACUUGUGUAAUA
This is a messenger RNA of Cucurbita moschata (crookneck pumpkin), 1992 nucleotides long. RefSeq names its product ankyrin repeat-containing protein At5g02620-like. The transcript has 5 exons. Bases 1 to 1920 code for a protein of 639 amino acids. Gene Ontology annotation, molecular function: protein binding. Lineage: Eukaryota; Viridiplantae; Streptophyta; Magnoliopsida; Cucurbitales; Cucurbitaceae. The record is from RefSeq and is a predicted model, not a curated record.